Molecule: messenger RNA, 1389 nt
Organism: Protopterus annectens (West African lungfish)
Lineage: Eukaryota; Metazoa; Chordata; Ceratodontiformes; Protopteridae
Gene: CIDEB
Product: cell death inducing DFFA like effector b
Exons: 5
Coding region: 307-981 (224 amino acids)
Biological process (GO): regulation of apoptotic process; apoptotic process
Source: RefSeq, a predicted model, not a curated record
UGUACAUUUAGGUCAGCUAAAAGUGUAAGAAUCAGGACUUGAAAAGAGAGUAUCACUUUAAGCGCAGUUUUGUGCCCUCUGACACAUACAGACUUUGACCACAUGGCUCUGAGGUGGAGGAUAUCAGAGUCCACAUGUUUGAGAAUUCGCUGUCCCAAAACAUCUGAGUGUUGUACUGAAACUGUUAAGGAUCCUGUGGAAAGUCAAACACUGUACUCGUUAAAGUCCGAGUGAACAGGAUCACGAGGUGAAAGGAAUUGUUCCUUUACUGGACAAUAACAGGGUCCUGUCUGGCCUAUAGUUUGGAUGAUGGAAUAUGUAAAAGCAAAAGAGUUUGUCUCCAACCUACCUUUUGUUAAGUCUGUCUCUUCUAUGGGAACAGAGCUAAGCAAACGAGUUUCAUCUCUAACAGCUCCAAACCCAAGACCAUAUCGAAUUUGUAACCAUGACCGACAUAUCAAGAAAGGAGUCACAGCCUGCAGCCUGCGAGAACUCAUUGUUAAGGCCAUGGAAACCCUGAUGAUAGCUGGAACGGUCUCAGUGGUUCUGGAAGAAGAUGGCACUCUGGUGGAGACAGAGGAAUUCUUUGAGAUGUUGGACAAUGAUACCACAUUUAUGGUGCUGGAGAAAGGUCAGCGUUGGAGGCAUGCAAAGAGUGGAGUUGUAUCCUAUUCCACAAAUGAGAAACCAAAGAACAGCAAAGAUAUUGCUCGGAUCACCUUUGACAUCUACAAACUGCACCCGCGAGAUCUUUUUGGCAGUCUCAACGUCAAAGCCACCUUCUAUGGCCUCUACUCCAUGAGUGUUGAUUUCAAGUGCCUUGGGCCUAAGAAGGUUCUCAGAGAGGUUCUGCGUCUGGCUUCCUCUUUGAUGCAUGGACUUGGAAAUCUCUUUCUUGUGGCUGCCACCUGCAUUCGCCGAAUCAUAGAUGGACCUGAGCAGUGGCAGCCUGUCAGGGUCACAGAAUACCUUGAGCAAUAACAGAUCUAAUAAACCACAAGGGAACAGGAACUUGGAAAUACACUGACCAUUUUUAUGAUUAUAGCUAUUUCUUUGCUAAAAAAAAAAAAAAAAAGACAGCGAGAACAUGAAGGUAUCACAUGCUCAUGAAAACUGUAAUUUCAUGAUGAUGCUGUCCUAUUUGCAGAAGUGGUUUAUGAAUACAAACAAGUAGCAGUGAUGGGAAAUAAGGAAACUGAACAACACAGAACAGUUCAUAAGAUGUUUGCUAAACUUCACCUCUGUUAACACGUAUAAUCACCUCCCUUAGGCUGAUACAAAUGAGGAGAUUCUCAGUCCAGAAAAGCUUCCUUUGUAGAAAUAUCGAACAUGAUCUUUUCUAAAAUGUAUAAACACUCAAAAUGCCACCAAUUAAAAUCUACAACACUG